AAAUGAGCACGUUAGAUAUUAAUAAAGUGGAGAAUGGGGAAGACAAUAAAACGCCGGAUAAAAAACAAAUCGAGGCAGAGGAGAAGGAAAUGAUGCUGAAAGCCCCCGACAAUGAAACCAUCGAAGCCGCCACUGAAAUCAAAACUGAAAAUGAGGGUCCAGUGAAGGCGGCACUUUCGGGAGACGUCACGGAACAGGGUCGGGAGGUAAAACCGAAGUUCAUACCUAUUGGCGCCAUCAAAAUGCCGGGCUUUUUCACAAGGAACAGUGAUAAGUGCAAGCAAGAAGAAGAUGCAAAUGAAAAAGAUGGUGAGGAGAAAACAGAUGAGAGCAAACCCCGACGACAUCGUUUGCGAUUCCUGCACACCUGCCCCUUCACGCAGUUUAUGCACCAUCCGCCAAAUGAAAAUGAAGAAGGCAAUCCUGAGCCUAAAAGGCGUUUGAAUAUAAAGCUACCCAAUGUAAAGUACCCGAAGAUUUUCCAAAGACAAUCAGCCAAAGAUCAAGAAGCCACACUUGCUUCCAUGGAAACCUUAGAAGACAAACUUGAUACACCAACUGAUGGUAUGGAAAAUGUUAAAUUGGAUGGAGGGGAUGCAGAAGAAGGCAAAGUGGCAACUAAGUUACCUCUGAAAGAAAGGAUUCGCCAAAAGAAGUUUAUUAUAGAUGACAUAGUGGUCUGCGGUUUAGUGCUGUUAGUGCUACUGGUGGUCAUAAUUGGUAUCGUAAUUGGCGCGCGUGCCGGUCCGCCUGCUGAACGCCCGCUGCGGCUUGGCCGCUACAUGACCACAAUCACCACUUGUGGACCUGUUGAAGGAGUGCUGAAUGACGGUGUCUACAACUUCUACAGCAUCCCCUAUGCGGCACCACCAGUAGGCGAAAAGAGGUUUACUUAUGCUCAACCCUUGAAUAACAUAUCAAUGUGUUGGAAUGGAACCCUUGAAGUAAGUCAAAGGGGUCCACUCUGCUUACAGUUCCUGGAAAAUAAUACUAUUAUAGGAGAAGAAGAUUGUCUCACUCUGGAUGUUGUGACUCCUCACGUGAGAUAUGACUCGCCAUUACCGGUUGUAGUGUUGAUAGGUGCAAACUCAUUAUCUGGCGGCAUCAGCCCAGCGCAGCCUUCCGCACUUUACGCCCGGACCAAAGAAGUAGUUUUCGUACGACCAAACUUUAGACUUGGAUCAUUCGGAUUUUUAGCUCUCGAUAUUUUAUCUAACACCAAAUACCCACCUACCUCUGGAAACUACGGUCUUAGUGAUCUGAUAGUUGCUCUACAGUGGGUAAAACAUAACAUUAAGCACUUUGGUGGAGAUUCACAAUCUAUUACAUUACUUGGACACAGGGCUGGCGCUACUUUAACAGCUGCUUUAACUACAGUCAAGAGCGCACAAAAGCUAUUUUCCAGGGUAUGGCUUUCUUCUUCAUCUGUAAUAUAUCCCACUAAACCUCUUGAUCAAGCUCAAAAGGACAAUGAACCCUUCAAACAAUUAAGCAAAUGCUCUAAUGUAGAUUGUCUGCGACGUAUUUCUGCGACCGAAAUUCUAUCUACUACACCUGAUUUCUGGAUGACGCGUUAUUUCGACAGUCUGCCCCUUAAAGACAGUAGUCAAUCCAGCACUCUUCGGUCUUGGUUAGUUUUAGAUGGAGAUCUAUUAAGAGUAUUUGCUAAUGAUAGCUGGGCUGAGCAAAAGAAAGCUAAAGAAACUGGUAAAGAGAAAGCAUUUAAGCCCAUGGUUUUGGGAACAACCCAGCAUUCAGGUCAUACCGAGCUCCUGAAAAAGAAAUAUUUGAACUGGACUUCGGAAAUCGUGGAGAGAGUAAUUAACGACAGUGUUGUUGGAGAAAGAUUAGGAGCUUCCGUGUUUACUCAUUUCAACAAAACUUAUGAAGGGUUAGUGGAGCUUAUUGGGGCUAUUCGUACGUUGUGCCCUUUGGUAAAUCUUACGCAGACGGUUUUGGGCGCUCCGUUGUACGUGGUUCUCGGCUCAGGCGCAGGUGGAGGAUUGAAUGGCUCAGGGAUUGCAGAUAUAAAUGCCGACGUUGAAGCUAUUCUAGGAACUUUUGAUUCCGAAAUGCCGGAACAACGAAGAUUCAUGGCAGCUAUGCAGCAACUGUUCUACUAUUAUGUAUGGCAUGGCCACUUGCCGGGGCCUGAGACUCGUUUGAUCGCUAUAGGUCAAGACUUGCUACCACUCCAGGAAUUGCCGGCCUGUCGAUUGCUCAUUGAGAAGGGCCUAGUGCCAAAUUACGCAAAUAUCGACUAAGCAUUAUUCUUUUUUUAUUUGUAUUGCCAUGUUUUUAUAUAAUACCAGUGUCAUUUAUGCCACUUUAUAAAUUAUGAAGUGUUGAAUGUAAUCUACGUAAUUUUAUAUUUGUAAUUGUAUUUGUAAUUAUUUUUAUGCACAUUUUUAAACGAUUUACAUUGACAUUUUUUAAAGUUUUAAGAGUGCAAGUCCAAAGACGAAUAAUGCAUUGUAAUUUUUUUAGAAGUAUUAACUUAUGUUGUAGAUCUAUCUACAUAAAUUACAAAAUGUCGUGAAUUUUUUUCCCCUUUUUUGUAUUCGAUCUUGUGAUAAUUGAAUUGACUGAUUUUUAUACUUUUUAACAGUCCAACAUGAAAGAACAUACUUUUAAGACUGAUUGUGAAUCUUAUCUCAAAUGAAUUUCGAGUGAUCUCAUGCAGACAGUCUACCAUUUUUAGAAAAAUGAGUUUGUUUUGUAAAUUUUAAAUUGUGUUACCUUUACCUUAAGGACUUAUAUUUAGAACUUCGAUGUCAUAUGAAUAAGGUAGAAUUAAAAGGCACUAAAACUCAAAAUAUAGCGAAACUGAGAAUGUAGUGUUAUAUUGAGUGUUAGAUGGAAGUCAAGAACUCCAAGUUAGCAAAGCACCCAUGACAUGAAGUGUAUAGUUAUUAAGAAUAAGUGUCAUAUCUCAAAGUAUUUGUGAUUUAGUUUCAAGUCUGAUAAUUCCAAAGAGUGUUUAGUAUAAUUUAUAUUACAGCAACUGUUUGGCUGCUUUAGGUUAAUUACUAAGUAUGUGUAUUGUAAGCUGUAAUGUACAGCUUUUCGUAUUUCGAGAUGUACUUCUUUGUCUUGCCAAAAAUGCUUCAUGUGUAUGUUAUUAAGUUAUUGUGCACUAGUGAAGUUGCUUUGUAUUUUAU
Molecule: messenger RNA, 3161 nt
Organism: Hyposmocoma kahamanoa
Lineage: Eukaryota; Metazoa; Arthropoda; Insecta; Lepidoptera; Cosmopterigidae
Gene: Nrt
Product: neurotactin
Exons: 6
Coding region: 3-2264 (753 amino acids)
Source: RefSeq, a predicted model, not a curated record